Messenger RNA from Capra hircus (goat), 954 nucleotides. RefSeq names its product olfactory receptor 52E8-like. Lineage: Eukaryota; Metazoa; Chordata; Mammalia; Artiodactyla; Bovidae. Gene Ontology annotation, cellular component: membrane. Gene Ontology annotation, molecular function: G protein-coupled receptor activity; olfactory receptor activity. The record is from RefSeq and is a predicted model, not a curated record. Gene Ontology annotation, biological process: G protein-coupled receptor signaling pathway.
AUGUCUUCUCCCAAUGUCACCGAGCCACAUCCUUCUUCAUUCCUGUUGCUGGGGAUAACAGGGUUGGAAGUUGCACAGAUCUGGCUUGGCUUUCCCUUCUGCGUCGUGUAUCUGAUUGCUCUCAUUGGGAAUAUUAUUAUUCUGCUUGUUAUCUGGACAGAUAGUAGCCUUCACCAACCCAUGUUCUACUUUCUGGCUAUGCUGUCAGUGAUUGACCCGAGUCUUUCUACUGCUACCAUCCCCAAGAUGCUGGGUAUCUUCGGGUUCAACCUUCAGGAGCUGUGCUUUGGGUGCUGUAUUGCUCAAGUCUUUUUUAUCCACUUUUUUACUGUCAUGGAGAGCAUUGUACUUCUUGAUGGUUUUGAUCACUAUGUGGCUAUUUGCAAUCCCCUCGGGUACAGCAUGAUCCUCACCAAUAGAGUUAUUGGUGUGAUUGGUAUGGUGGUAGUUCUAAGAAGUGUAUGCAUGAUUGCCCCCAUCAUUUUUCUCCUCCUGCGACUGCCUUACUGUGGACACAGAAUCAUUCCUCAUACCUAUUGUGAGCACAUGGGAGUGGCGCAUCUGGCUUGUGCCAGCCUUAGUGCUAAUGUCUACUAUGGUCUUGGGAAUAUUUCCAUAUUGUUUCUGGAUGUGAUUCUUAUCAUUAUCUCCUAUGCUAGGAUAUUGAAUACUGUCUUUCAUCUCCCUUCCCAAGAUGCCUGCCUAAAGGCUAUAAAUACCUGUAGUUCUCAUAUCUGUAUUAUCUUAACCUUCUUUGGUCCAGCUCUCUUCUCCUUCCUCACUCAUCAUUUUGGUCAUAGCAUCCCCCAGUAUAUCCAUAUCCUUCUGGCUAAUCUCUAUGUAGUUGUCCCCCCUGCCCUCAACCCAGUCAUUUAUGGAAUCAGGACCAUGCAAAUCCAGGAGCAUAUACAGAGCAUGUGUGUUUGUGUAUGUCUCAAUGUAUACUUGCAAUGA